CGAUGAGCCAAGGGACGGUCCAGGAUCUUCAUAAUGGGGAGUACCUGCUUCUUGGAUGGAUUGUAUCCAUAAUUCAGUCUCUCCCGCCUACAUGUAAAUAACCUGCCCUCUCCUCUCCAGGGUUUUUCUUCUCUCGCAUCAAGGAAACCUACUCGUCAGCCGCCUUUUUCUCCGUCCAUCCGACAAACUGACUGCACCUGACGGGAUCGGGAGGCCGCUGGCUAGCGCCUCGGAGCUCUCCACUGCGAACGCUAUGCCCGGGCUACUUCCCAUGAAGGUGAUAAAAGUUGGCAACAGCUCGCAAAGUCGAGUUGCUCAGGCGUGUGAUCGGUGCAGAAGCAAGAAGAUUCGCUGUGAUGGGAUUCGGCCGUGCUGCUCGCAGUGUGCCAAUGUCGGAUUUGAAUGUAAGACCAGCGAUAAGCUGAGCAGGCGGGCCUUCCCGCGAGGAUACACGGAGUCCUUGGAGGAGCGUGUCCGGUCGCUGGAGGCGGAGGUGCGGGAGCUCAAAUGCCUGCUGGAUGAGAAGGACGAGAAGAUUAAUAUGCUUUCACGGCUACCUUCAAGUUCACCAACAUCAAGAAAGUCGCCGCCUCGCUCAUCCGACCCUGCCGUGAUGCACCGUUGCAAUGACUCGUCCACAACUACGCAUCGGGAUGAACUUAUUCACGUCCAGAAUGCGUCUUCGUUGAGAAAGCCGAGUCAGGAUUCGCCUUUCAUGGGUCCGUCGAGCACCAGGGCUUUCUUAGAUGCCUUCGCAAGCAAACUCGAGAGAAGUGGCCAGUCAUCGGCCCAUAUUUCCUUAGAUGCAACGAUUCCUCCUCCGUUACACACAUGGCCGCUUCAAGAUUCAAGACUGAAAAUGCCGCCUCGACUUGUCUCAGAUCAGCUACUCAACAUUUUUUUCCAAGAAUGGGCACCUCUCUAUCCCGUUGUCCAUCGCCCAGAUAUCCUCAGAACCUACAGUCGAUACACAUCCAAUCCCCAGUCCAUAGAGAACGACAAGUACGCAUUAACCCAGCUAAACCUGAUUUUUGGAAUUGCCGUGGUUUCUUCAACUCCCCGCAUACCUCAGGACCCUGUCUUUUUCGAACGGAGCUGGAUCCCCAAACUCGAAGCAUUGUCCGAGGAUAUCUCUUUGUCUGCCCUUCAAUGCUAUGUUCUUGCAGAAAUUUACUACUCCCUGAAGUCGGAUUAUAGGACCCUCCUACGCUACAGAUCACUGGCAGUUGCCUUAUGUUUGCAACUUGGGCUUCACCAGAGCCAGAAGAGGUUUUCCUUCAAUCCGCUCAUGAGCGAAACGCGGAAAAGGGUGUUCUGGUGUCAAUACUCUCUUGAUCGGUUUGCAGCCGCCUUGACUGGCCUUCCGGUAUUGAUGGCGGAGUCAGAUAUCUGCACCGAAUAUCCGUCCGAUGUUGAUGAUGAGAAUGUGACUGAGACCGGCUUUAUCCCCACCCCCCCGGAGCAGUCGACUAGAAUAUCCAGUGCUUUGGCCUUGUUUUCAGCCUCUCGGAUUUUGAGCAAGGUCCUGGAGGAAUUGUAUCCCUCUCCCGCAGGCUACGAAAUCUCUUUACCCACCAUGCAUUCGCUUGCAGAGGAAUUGGAUGACUGGCUAAAGAAGCUGCCGUCCCAUCUUCGGGUCGAAUUCGUUCAAGAUAAACCCACUUCUGGCUUUACUAGCGGCCGCGCGCCUAUUCUGUCAAUUAUCUAUUAUUUUAUCCGCAUGUUACUCCGUAGACCCGCAGCUUGCUAUGGCAAACCAGAAAGUGCUUCUCCCUCGAUGCUUCCUCUCGUUGACUCCUCCAAACACAUUCUACAGCUGUUGAAACUGCUAGAAGAACGACGAAUGAGCCUAACUCUCUCCAUCAAUAAGCGCGAGCUCAUCGUUCUAUCCGGUCUCGGAGUUCUCUGGCAAAGCCUAGAUUUGAGUCCUGAUAGCAAGUUGGUCAAGGAAGGCCAAAAGUCACUCCAUGUGGCCAUGAGCCUUCUGGAAUGCGAAUCCGCGGAGGCUGCAGCCGAAUUUGGAGCGAUUGUGAGCAAUUUAUCGCCUGAGGAGGCGCAGAGACGAGCCAGUGGCGAAAACCUACAAUUGACGGCCGAUGUUCCGCCAUCCCCGUCGAGGGACACGUCGGCUAGAGACCAGCUGCUGCAACCGCUAAAGACACGAUUUUCUUUCUCCUCGGAAUCAGACAUAUCAACUUAUUCUAAAGAUAGCGUUCGCAGGUCGAACUGUACCGUUUCUUCUCCGGAGCUCUCGCGCAGUGUGCGAUCCUCCAGUCCACGCAGUGGAUGCUCAGAAAUGUCUGACCAAGCCAAACGAAAUAAGAGCGAGUGCCCUGCCAGUGGUUUGGGCAUGGACUAUCUGCAGCUUAACGGUGAGAAGAAGCAGGUUCCAGCAGCAUUUGGCGGUGGAAUGGAACUGUCCGAUUGGGAGCAUGUCCUGAGCGAUAUGGACAACGGGCAUGCGAAUAUCUACAACGGGAUAUACGGCGCCGGGGAAACUCCUGCAACGUUCGCCACUCUUCAUUCGGGUUAUCAGCGGCCGGCUCAGGCGCCACAGCAGCAGUCCUCCCCAAUGUCAGUGAUACCGUCAAUCCCUCCGGCGCAGCACGGAUGGCCGCAGGGGGGCUGGGGGUCAAACUCCGGUAACAGACCGGCGCCGAAUAAGCAUGGAGAAGUCCCCAGCACCCAGACGACAAUGGCGGACGCAUACGAAGCGAUCAUGAUACCCCACAACCUUGACACCAUGGACGAAAGCGGUGCAGACUUUGCGAUGACGGAUUCCUGGAUCCGGCAGUGCGUGAUGUGAUCCGAUAUGAUUUAUUUAUUCUCUUACUCGAAUUUGCGAGCCACAAGAGUUGGAGUUUUUGAUGGGUUUGUUUGGCUCCAUAUUAUUCAUACCUACAUUCAUACAUAUACAGUUUCAUGGUUGGGUUUGGGUUUGGCGCUCUCUGCUGGCGUUGUUGUUGGAACAUGAGCACUUGUUGCGAAGGGAGCAUGUAUAUUUCAUAAACCGGGCCAUUGCUGGCCGGAUGUACUGUGUACUCUGGCUUUGGAUCUGCGAUCGUUUUGCUCAGAUAUGGAUAUCCGAGCCAGAGAUUUGAGCUUUAUAGCUACCUCUCGUUUUUCCUUAUUUUCACUUUCUCUCUUUUUGGACCAUCAGGCUAUGACAGCUCCCAAAGUGUUUCAUACUUCAGGUGACCAUUUCAGUGUCUCAGUCUUUCCAGUUCGUGGACAAUCAUGUCU
This is a messenger RNA of Coccidioides posadasii C735 delta SOWgp, 3243 nucleotides long. RefSeq lists its product as uncharacterized. Gene Ontology annotation, biological process: DNA-templated transcription; regulation of DNA-templated transcription. The record is from RefSeq and is a predicted model, not a curated record. Lineage: Eukaryota; Fungi; Ascomycota; Eurotiomycetes; Onygenales; Onygenaceae. Gene Ontology annotation, molecular function: zinc ion binding; DNA binding; DNA-binding transcription factor activity, RNA polymerase II-specific.